CCCGCCCCGCUCCCCGCCGGGCCGGGCCGGGCCGUGGGGCGGCGGGCAGCCCCGGGGACGGCCGCCGCGUUACCACAACCGAGGCGCGCCCUGCCUGCGUCGCCAAGGCAUCCGCCGCCGCGCCGGGCCCGGCCCACGUUAACAAUCGCGAUUAUAAAAGCGGCGCGAACGCGGGGCCGCCCAGAGCAGCGGGCCCGGGCCGGCGGUACCAGCUUUCGCCCCCCGCCCGCGGAGGGCUCCCGGAGGGACGGGACGGGACGGGGGAACCAUCCCAGCCCAUCCCAUUCCACCCCAACCCCGGGAGCGAGCUGACAUCCGGCCAUGGCCGACGGCUUGAGAAGGCUGGUCGGCGCGGAGAGCGGCCGGGUGCUGCAGGAGAAGCUGGAGAGCUGGUACCGGGACUACGAGAUUAAUUCCUGUGAUCAGAAUCUGAACCGAUGCUGUGAAAUAAUAGAAUUGAACUCUGAGAUUCAAGGGCAGCUCUUCACAAUCCUCAAUGAAACAUCUCGAGAAGGUGGGCAUUAUGCAGGUGUGGAAACAAUAAAAACUCGUCUCCUGCCAUGGCUAGGGACUUGUUUUUCGUGUGCUACUUCAGGAAGGCUCUUCGAAACCAACCUCUCUCUCACUCAGGAUUCAAUUGAGAAAGAGAGGCAGCUGAGAGAGCUGGCCAGCAAUCAGACUUUUCAACUGCAAGAGCUGCAGGAAGAACUGACUUCAACUCGUCUACAGCUCAGCCAUGUGCAACAAGAUCUGGCAAAAACCCAGUUGGCUCUUGAAGACACAAAGACCAAAUCAGCCACUACUCUUUUGGCAGCAGCAGAUGAAAUUGUUCAGCUAAAAGCAGCUCUGAAGACUUCCUGUGCCCAAGAGAAGGACGCCCUGAGGAAGUUAGAUCGUCUGAAUGACUAUGAGCAGCAGAUUCAAAUACUGCGGGAUGAGAUUUCUAUCCUGGAUGCCCAGAAGUCUGUUCUCCAGAGCAGGUUUGUACGGAGCCGGUCUCCUUCCCCAAGGCACAGUGAGAGCAAGUCAUCUAGUCCACUUCCCCUGAGGAGCUGCUCACCUGGCCGAGCCAGGCGUACAAAUGCUUCACGUCGUGCCUGCCUGGUAGCUCGCUUUGGUGACAUUUAUGCUCAAGAACGCUUGGAUGCAGAGACCCUUUUGAGGACAUACAUAAGUGACAUGGAGAUGGUGCAGAGGAUAAUAUACAUUGCAGCUGUGGAGUCUUUUCAUGCAGCAAAGACGGCCUACAGGCAGUUCAAAAUACGUGUAAGAGACACUCUGUCUCUAGGUCACUCGGGGCCCGAGUCACUUGAAGACACUGUCCUGGAUUAUAUAGUUCGCCAUGAGGAUCUGUAUGACGUUCAAGCCAGUGUCAAUGAAGUAAUUCGCUCCAUGAACAUCAACCCAAAGAUUUCAUUUCCACCAGAAAUUGAUUUCAUUGUGAUCAGCACUUUGAUUCGAGAGUUGUGCCGUGUGGCUUUUUCAAUGCAGACACUCGUUCCUCCUCUUGAUGUUGCCUUUGGUACUGAUGGAGAACUUUUCAGUGAGACCAAAUACCAUCGUAGUUUCGACUCUGAUUUCACAGCUGCCUUGGUGGCCUAUCAUGUAUGGCCUGCUCUGAUGGAAAAUGAUGUUGUUAUUGUGAAGGGAGAGGCAGUCACAAAAAGAGGAGCUCUGUGGUCUCGCAGAAGUAGAAGUAGAAGCAGAAGCCGCAGCCGUAGCACCAGUCCUCUUCUAGCUCAUCAUUUGUCUCGAAGCCGCAGUCCUUCACCACUGAGGAGUGGAAGCCCAAGGCGUUAACUGGACAUGUUCCUGUGACUCAGUACAUCCGGAUCCAACAACUUAGCUGGUGCCUUUUCUCUUAAGAAUACCUCAAAUCUUGCAAUAAUGUGAAUGGCAAUUGUCACUCCAAAUGGAGUUCGUGUUCAGUGGGGUUUUUAGAAUUAUAGAAGGCUAAUUUAUAAUUUUAGAAACUACUUCAACCCUUCUGAUUUAAAAAAAAAAAAAGUGCAUGCAAUACAGAAUGAUACUCAUUUGGCAAAAUUUGCAGA
Molecule: messenger RNA, 2051 nt
Organism: Harpia harpyja (harpy eagle)
Lineage: Eukaryota; Metazoa; Chordata; Aves; Accipitriformes; Accipitridae
Gene: SPATA18
Product: spermatogenesis associated 18
Exons: 13
Coding region: 322-1800 (492 amino acids)
Biological process (GO): mitophagy by internal vacuole formation; mitochondrial protein catabolic process
Cellular component (GO): mitochondrial outer membrane
Source: RefSeq, a predicted model, not a curated record